Mollisia scopiformis is the source of this 3498-nucleotide messenger RNA. RefSeq names its product AIP3-domain-containing protein. Gene Ontology annotation, biological process: establishment of cell polarity. The record is from RefSeq and is a predicted model, not a curated record. The coding region runs from base 185 to 3187 and encodes 1000 amino acids. The transcript is spliced from 2 exons. Gene Ontology annotation, cellular component: cell tip; cytoplasm. NCBI's taxonomy places the organism in Eukaryota, Fungi, Ascomycota, Leotiomycetes, Helotiales, Mollisiaceae. Gene Ontology annotation, molecular function: cytoskeletal regulatory protein binding.
UCCUGCACGAGUUCGUAUCUCAACCAUCUGAGACGAAUAGAGUCGAGAGCACGUUGAAAGCCUCCGAGAUCAUAACCUGGCCUUGCAACAACAAUCUGACGACCUCUGUAUGCUAGAAUAUUCACCGCGGACGAUAUUAUGAUUUGCUAGAGCUUUCAACACGACGACUUGAGGCACCGCAGAGAUGCAAGCUCAGCGCUCCAUUCAACGAAGGUCGCCAGCAGCCGAUCCAGGACCUCCUCCUACGGUGCCUGCUCGGUCUAUGUCACCAAGUGGUCCUGGAAUGCCACCGCGCACAUCAUCUUCGUCUGCGAAAUUGUCACAGAAUGGGAGUCGGAGGCAAAAUACCAGUCAGCCUCCCCAGGGUAGCCCAGCAAAUCCACCACUAUCGCAGAUCGAAAAGAGCGUCACACAUCUCCUGGUAGCUACCAAACAGCUCCUCGAAACGCUCACACAAUGGUCCCGACACCAAGCGACAGAUUCCCAAGUCUCGGAUGUGUAUGUACGAUUAGGUUACGAGUUCAAUAUUGCUUGCAGGGCAUUUUCUGCGAUAAACGUCGAUAUCACCGACCUGGGCAAUGUUCCAGAGCUUCUUCGUCACAUACUUGAAUCCACACUUAGUCAGGAGGCAAGCGUGGAAAGUUUGGAGAAGUAUUUACCCCGAAUACGGGACAUAAUCAUAAAUUUACUCCACGGCUUGAAACGCAAGCAGCAGAAACUACGGCAGAAGCAAACGAGAGACAGUGCAAGUCAAAAUGGUGAUGGAUCUAUACCUCGGAAUAGCAGCGUUGGCAGUGUUGCCAGCGGGAACACAGGUCUUACAAGCCUGCUAGACCAAGGAAUCGCGAAUAACUACCAGUCGGGAGACAGUGGCCCAGAUGGGAGGGAGAAUGUAGGUGGGAAUGAUACUAGCAUUCCCCCGAGGAUGUCCUCAGCAUCUACGAAUAGAAAGGGUCUGCCUGACAGAGUUAGGUCAAGAGAGUCUUUGUCUUCUGGAGGUUCGACUAUGUCAAGUUCUACAAUGCAAAGUAUGCCCAUUUUGCCGCCUUAUCCUGGAGACGAGGCGCCAUUGCCAAUACCACCUGAGCAAGAGACAGAGCUGGAGAGGUUUCCACCUCCACCUCCUCCUCCCAAGCAACAAAAUCCUUUGGCGGCUUUACAACGUGGUGGCGACUUGGAACGAAGGGCCUCGAGAAGGUACUCCGCCUAUCAGAUAUCAAAACAUCUUGGAGGUACAAAUGGCAUUCCAAUGCUACCACCAGCACAAAAUUCUCCAAUACCGAAUAGAGGGAGAAAUGAUGCUCGAGAGUCUAUGCGAGCUGUACAGAACCGAACGGACCAACGACAUGUACGACAACAGUCAACUCGCAUACAAACAGAUGUUUCGCCUGCUCGUAUACCAAGUCGUAUCUCCGAAGAGGGGAAUGACGCUCCCGAGAUCACACCUCCUGCGGAACAACCAGCAGACGAUAGCCCCAUGGCAAAGACGCCUGAAGACAAAAUUAGACAAUCCGUUGUUGAUUUUGACGGUCUAAGUGCUACUUUACAAGGCCCACCUUCUGAUUCCCUGCCAAUAUUGUCUGAACCAGAGAAAGAAGACCAGCAAUUUCCUGAGCCACCUAAGCACCAACACUCCACAUCUUCUACUUCCACCGUUCGACCACAGCCUCAACAAAGGGACCAAUUCACGCCUGAACCUUCUCCUCCUCCAGGGAAAGAACUCACUCUUUUUUUGCAGUACAAAACAAAGGUUAAGAAGUUUGUGCUGCAAGAUGGGUUCAACGAACUCUCCCUAGCACGACUUCAGCUAGCAUUCAUGGACAAAUUUUCUUGGAAUACUCAUAGUACCGGGGUCGAUUUACCUGAAAUAUACAUUCAAGACCCCGUUUCAGGUGUUCGUCAUGAAUUGGAAGACCUCAGCGAUAUAAAAGAUCGCUCAGUUUUGGUGUUGAACUUCGAGGUUUUGGACGAAGUGAAGCGUCACAUUGAUGAAGGGCUCGGUGGCAUCAGAAAAGUCGUUGAAGGAGUGAAAAAUGCCGUCGAUGAUCAGCAAGCUGCAAUUCAACGUGUUUCUGAUCGCCAACAGGACGCCGCGAAGGAGAUUGCACGGCUAGCAACAGCACCUCCUCCCUCAACUGUGACUUCCGGCAGCAUAGCAAGAUCGAGUGGAUUUAACACCUCAAAAUUGGCCAGUCCAGCUCACUUGAACGAGGUUCAGAGCCUGAAGCGUGAUCUGGCUGUCAUUCGUCAGACUUACUCUAAUUUCCAGUCUGAGAUUCGGGAUUCCAUGAAUACCAUACGCAAUAAAGCUUCUUCUGUCAAGGUAGAAGCAGCUAAAACACUCAUUCCCAAACUUGAUGACGAGUCUGGGAGAGCAUAUGUCAAUGAGAAGAAGAAAAAGCUUAAUUCAGAAUACGACACCCUUGUGGGUCAAGUGGAUGAUCUUCAAGAUCUUAUUGAAGAGCUUCGCAAAGAUGUUGUCACGCGCGGUGUUCGUCCUUUGCCACGACAAUUAGAGACUGCUGCCAAAGAUCUAGCUCAAGCAACGAUGGGUUUGAAGAAGAUAAGGUCUGCAGUGGAUCGCGAAUCUCCACUCUUCACAAAGGUAUGGGAGAGAGAACUCACCCAAGUUGCAGACGAUCAAGAGAGCAUGAAACAGCAGAAGCAACUGAACGAGGAUCUCCAAACGGAUCUCGAGGAAGUUGCAGAGGUGUUAGCUCUCGUCGAGCAAGCCACCAAAGAGCAAAUGAAAGAUGCUCCAGGCGCAAAUGCAACUCGCAACAUCUCCCAGACCCUCCGGCACGUCAUCGCAGCAGAUCCAGCCGAAGCAAAAGAAGGUGUCCUAGGCCAAGUCCGCGCUCUGCAGCCCAACCACGAGAGCCGUCUCGAAGCAAUCGAGCGCGCCGAAAGGCAGCGCCAGAAAGAUCUCGAAAGUAGACGAGGCGGCGAGUUCCAGAAAGAACUAGGGGCAUUCGUGGAAGAAGGGAAACUGAAGAAAGCAGGAGGCUUCGAGGAGGUUGAGCGGGCGAGGAAACUUAAGGAUGAAAGGAUACGGAGAGAAGUGUGGGAGAGGCAGAACGGCAUGACUCAAGCGGACGCCACUGCCGAUGAGCCAGCCGGAGACGAACCUCCCGCCGAAGAAGGGGAGGAAAAUGCAGAGGGGGGAGAGGCACCAGAUGAGAUUUGAGGAUUAAAUCGAGGGUUGUAAUUUUUUUUCACUUUCCAUGUCACAAAGGAACGAACGUCUUGACAUACAUACAUCGGUUCUAUGUUUUUUUUUUCCUUCUUCUUGCUGGUCUGGAUUAUCUUACUACUUUAACGAUGAACUUUUUAUGAGGUGCUUGCUACUAGGGUAGUUAGUUGCGUUGUGUUGCGUUGAAGCAUGGCGUUGGGUUUAGGUACAUGCAUGCAUCUAUCUCUCUUUCUUCUGCGUGUGGUUGUCGUGUAAAUCAGAGAUUGAAGAUUGGAGAUGGAGAAGGAGAGAGAAUAUGAUUUAGG